Messenger RNA from Ochlerotatus camptorhynchus, 2997 nucleotides. RefSeq lists its product as uncharacterized. The transcript has a single exon. NCBI's taxonomy places the organism in Eukaryota, Metazoa, Arthropoda, Insecta, Diptera, Culicidae. The record is from RefSeq and is a predicted model, not a curated record. Gene Ontology annotation, molecular function: nucleic acid binding. Gene Ontology annotation, biological process: DNA integration. Bases 1 to 2997 code for a protein of 998 amino acids.
AUGUUGUUGAAAGGUCCUGAUUUGCUGACUCCGCAGCUGUAUGUUAUGUUUAAGUUCCGUGAACGGGAAGUGGCAUUCUCUGGCGAUAUCCAAGAAAUGUUCCUGCAGGUCGGAAUCAGAAGAAAGGACCGAAGUGCACUAUUGUUCGUGUUCCGCAACUCGCCAUCUCAACCUAUGACUACUAUGGUAUCUGACGUGGCGAUCUUCGGAGCGACUUGUUCUCCAGCUCAAUCGCAGUAUGUCAAAAAUCUGAAUGCAGCGGAAAACGAGCAAGACCAUCCAAGAGCGGCGGCAGCAAUCAAGAAUAGACACUACGUCGACGAUUACUUGGAUAGCGUCAACACGGAGGAAGAAGCGAUUGAGUUGGCUCUGGAAGUGGCGGAGGUCCAUCGGAAGGCAGGUUUCCACAUUCGUAACUGGGUGUCAAAUAGACCCAAAGUACUAGAGGCUAUAGGAGAAGUUAACCCAGCUACUGUCAAGAACCUCACGAUGAACAACCAGAGUGGAUUUAAGCGACUACUUGGGAUAUCUUGGCUGCCGAGGGAAGAUGUGUUCUGCUUUUCGCUUAGCCUGCAAGGAGAUCUUGAAGAAUUAGUGGAAGGCGUGAUUGCACCAACCAAACGAAUGAUGCUGAGCUUUGUCAUGAAAAUCUACGAUCCGUUGGGGCUGGUAGGUUCGCUGAUUAUUCAAGGGAAGAUCCUCAUACAAGAAGUCUGGAGAGCUAACGUGGAUUGGGAUGAGCAAAUACCGGAGAACAUUUUCAAGGCAUGGAAACUCUGGCUUCAGGCCCUGCAAGAAUUGAACAAUGUGAGAAUUCCUCGUAGCUAUUUCUCGGGGUACGAUGUUAACUGUUAUGAUUCUCUGGAAUUGCACAUAUUCGUCGAUGGCAGUGCACAAGCAUACUCGGCCGUGGCUUACUUCCGUGUUCAGGAUCGUGGACAGAUACGAUGUGCUCUAGUUGCUUCAAAAACUAAAGUUGCUCCACUACAGUUACUAUCAAUCCCGCGCUUGGAAUUGCAGGCGGCGGUUCUCGGGGCGCGUCUUCGAAAAACGAUUGAAGAAGGUCAUUCAAUCCAAGUCAAGCGCACACAUUUUUGGAGUGACUCUAGUACGAUUAUCUCGUGGAUCAGAUCGGACACUCGUCGGUAUCGGCCAUAUGUUGCCUUCCGAGUCAACGAAAUUUUGAACCAUUCAAGGAUUGAGGAAUGGCGAUGGCUGGGAACGAAAAUCAAUGUUGCAGAUGAAGCUACAAAAUGGGGAAAAGGCCCGAACUGUACGCCAGAUAGUAGGUGGAUGCGAGGUCCUGCGUUUCUCUACGAAAAGAAGAGUGAGUGGCCGAGCAGCGGAUUCGAGGUACCGGAAGAAACAACGGAAGAAUUACGAUCGGCAUACAUAUGCAGUAACUUUCUAACAGUUCCGAUCAUUGAGGUGGAAAGAUUUUCCAAAUACGAGCGUCUGUUGCGAAGCGUAGCAUACGUUUACCGCUUCCAAGAGAAAAGUUUGAGACGAGCUGAAAAUACACAGUGCGAAGGUGCAGAAGAGUUAAGCAGUGAAGAAUUGCAGAAAGCAAAACGGAGUCUGUGGCGACUUGCACAAUCGGAGUGCUAUUUGGACGAGGUAGCUACUCUAAAACAUAACAGUCAAUUGAAACGAGAACAGCAGAAGGCGUUGGAUAGAAGCAGUUCUAUAGCGAAGCUACCUCCUCUACUCGACGAGCACGGUGUUCUACGCGUGGAUAGUCGUAUCGCAGCAGCAGACUACGUCCCGUACGAUACCAGAUACCCUAUCAUUCUACCGCGGGGUCAUCGGAUUACCAACCUAUUACUGGAUUGGUAUCACCGUAAAUUUCGUCAUGCUAACAAUGAAACGAUUGUCAAUGAAGUGCGUCAGAGACAUUAUAUUGCAAAACUCAGAACUCAAGUACGCUCUGCAGCAAUUCGGUGCCAGUGGUGCCGCGUGUAUAAAGCGAAACCCGUAGCACCAAAGAUGGGUCAAUUGCCUCGGAUCCGAAUAACGCCGUUCCUACGACCGUUCACGUUUGUAGGAAUCGAUUAUUUCGGCCCCUACUUCGUUAAGGUCGGACGAAGUUCCGUCAAGCGCUGGGUAGCGGUCUUUACGUGCCUUACCGUGCGUGCAUUACAUCUGGAGAUAGUCUUCAGUUUGACAGCUGAUUCAUGCAAGAAAGCCAUUCGACGGUUUAUUGCUAGAAGAGGAGCACCACAAGAAGUGUAUACGGACAACGGCACCAAUUUCGUUGGUGCUAGCAGGGAGCUGGAAAUUGAGUUGCGAGAAAUCAACAUCGCGACGAGCAGCACUUUUACGGACACGAACACCAAAUGGCGUUUCAACCCUCCCUCUACCCCUCACAUGGGUGGUUGUUGGGAACGGAUGGUACGAUCUGUAAAGACUGCGCUGGGAUCAUUGCCAACGUUACGCAAGCUAGACGAUGAAUCCUUCAUGACGCUGUUAGACGAAGCAGAACACAUGAUCAAUUCACGACCGUUAACGUUCGUGCCGCUGAGCAAUGAAGAACAGGAGUCGUUGACUCCGAAUCACUUUUUGAUGCUAAGUUCGAGUGGAGUUCGACAGCCGGUCAAAGCUCCCGUGGAUGAAAGAAAAGCUCUAUUGGACAGUUGGAAGUUACUGCAACAUAUGCUGGAUGCGUUUUGGCGGCGUUGGAUUAUUGAGUACUUACCAAUCAUCUCCCGCAGAACCAAGUGGUUUCAAGACGUGGCACCAGUCAGGGAAGGAGCGAUAGUAGUAAUAGCAGACGAAGGAGUUCGUAACCAGUGGACAAGAGGCCGUGUGAUCCGUACAUAUCCGGGCAAAGAUGGAGUAGCACGUCGAGCCGACGUAGAGACAUCUAGCGGCGUAUUGAGGAGACCGGUUUGCAAACUUGCUGUUUUGGAUGUAGUUCCUGAUGGUGACGCCGAAACGGAUUCCGGGCGUCACGAGGGGGAGAAUGUUGCCACUGGACAGUCCCUCGAAUUGACAUGA